Molecule: messenger RNA, 8111 nt
Organism: Notolabrus celidotus (New Zealand spotty)
Lineage: Eukaryota; Metazoa; Chordata; Actinopteri; Labriformes; Labridae
Gene: epha7
Product: eph receptor A7
Exons: 17
Coding region: 85-3165 (1026 amino acids)
Biological process (GO): protein phosphorylation; axon guidance; cell surface receptor protein tyrosine kinase signaling pathway
Cellular component (GO): plasma membrane; neuron projection
Molecular function (GO): ATP binding; protein binding; transmembrane-ephrin receptor activity
Source: RefSeq, a predicted model, not a curated record
AGCCGGUUUAGUGUCGUCAAUGGGAAGCACGCGAGAAGGUGGCAAAGCGAGUUACGGUCUACAGUGAAAUCCGCGGCUGCUACCAUGCUCUCCAGGUCUCUCCCGUGUCUGUGGAUUACAUUUUUCCUUCAUGUAUGCUGUUAUGUAGACAGCGGGGAAGCACAGAAUGCGAAGGAAGUGAUUCUGAUGGACUCCAAGGCACAGCAGACAGAACUGGAGUGGAUCUCCUAUCCUCCCAAUGGGUGGGAAGAGAUCAGCGGCUUGGACGAGAACUACACACCCAUUCGCACCUACCAAGUUUGCCAAGUCAUGGAGCCCAAUCAGAAUAACUGGCUUCGGACUAACUGGAUAGAGAAGGGCAAUGCCCAGAGAAUUUUUGUGGAACUGAAAUUCACGCUGAGGGAUUGUAACAGCCUACCUGGAGUGGUGGGCACAUGCAAGGAGACGUUCAACUUGUACUACCAGGAAACAGAUUCGGAGGUAGGCAGGAACUUACGGGAGAACCAGUACGUGAAAAUUGACACGAUUGCGGCGGACGAGAGCUUCACCCAGGGCGACCUGGGCGAGAGGAAGAUGAAGCUGAAUACAGAAGUGCGUAUAAUUGGCCCCCUGUCCAGGCGGGGCUUCUACCUGGCCUUCCAGGAUGUCGGGGCGUGUAUCGCGCUGGUCUCUGUCAAAGUCUAUUACAAGAAGUGCUGGUCUAUCAUCGAGAACCUGGCCACGUUCCCAGACACCGUGACGGGAUCGGAGUUCUCCUCGCUGGUGGAGGUCGAGGGCAUGUGCGUGAGCGACGCAGAGGAGGAGGCCGACAACUCCCCCAAGAUGCACUGCAGCGCCGAAGGGGAGUGGCUGGUGCCUAUUGGGAAAUGUAUAUGCAAAGCUGGAUUCCAUCAGAAAGGAGACGCCUGUGAACCGUGUGGUCGUGGUUUCUACAAGUCUUCCUCCCAGGACCUUCAGUGCUCCCGCUGUCCCGCACACAGCUUCAAUGAUCGCGAGGGCUCGUGGCGCUGCGACUGCGAGGACGGCUAUUACCGAGCACUCUCUGACCCUCCGUCUGUGGCCUGCACAAGACCUCCCUCAGCGCCACAGAACCUGGUCUACAACAUCAACCAGACCACCGUCAGCCUGGAAUGGGGCCCGCCGGCCGACACCGGUGGCCGUAACGACGUCACCUACAGGGUUAUAUGCCGGCGUUGCAGCUGGGAGCCCGAGGAGUGUGUACCCUGUGGGCCCAAUGUGGGAUUCUCCCCAGCACAGUCAGGAUUAGUGGACACUUAUCUGACCAUCAUGGACCUGCUCGCCCACGCCAACUACACUUUUGAGGUGGAGGCUGUCAACGGGGUGUCAGACCUGAGCCGCACGCAGAGGCUGUUUGCCGCUGUUAGCAUCGCUACCGGCCAAGCAGCUCCGUCCCAGGUCAGCGAGGUCAUCAAGGAGAAAGUGCAGCAGCGCAGCAUCCAGCUCUCCUGGCAGGAGCCGCACCAACCCAACGGAGUCAUCAAAGAAUACGAAAUCAAAUACUACGAAAAAGAUCAGAAGGACCGGAUCUACUCCACAGUGAGAUCCAAGUCCACAUCAGCCACAGUGAGCAACCUGAAGCCCAGCACGUCCUACGUGUUCCAGAUCAGGGCCUUCACAGAGGCCGGGUACGGCACCUACGGCCCCAGACUGGAGAUAACCACCAAGGAGGAGGCCACAGCUGCCAUCGUGUCCAGCGAGCAGAACCCGGUCAUCAUCAUCGCGGUGGUGGCCGUGGCGGGGACCAUCAUCCUGGUGUUCAUGGUGUUCGGCUUCAUCAUCGGGAGAAGGUACGCUCUCGCGGGCCCCAUUGACUCUCCGCUCCUGCACUGCGGGUACAGCAAAGCCGAUCAGGAGGGAGACGAGGAGCUCUACUUUCAGUUUAAAUUUCCAGGCACCAAAACCUACAUCGACCCUGAAACCUACGAGGACCCAAGCAGGGCCGUCCAUCAAUUUGCCAAGGAGCUGGAUGCCUCUUGCAUUAAAAUCGAGCGGGUUAUCGGAGCAGGAGAGUUCGGGGAGGUGUGCAGCGGCAGGCUCAAGCUGCCUGGAAAGCGGGAUGUGUCGGUCGCCAUCAAGACAUUGAAAGUGGGCUACACGGAGAAGCAGAGGAGGGACUUCCUGUGCGAGGCCAGCAUCAUGGGACAGUUCGACCACCCGAAUGUGGUUCAUCUGGAGGGGGUGGUGACGAGAGGAAAGCCGGUGAUGAUUGUCAUCGAGUACAUGGAGAAUGGCUCAUUAGACUCUUUCCUCAGGAAACACGACGGUCAGUUCACAGUCAUCCAGCUGGUGGGCAUGCUGCGGGGCAUCGCGGCGGGGAUGAGAUAUCUCUCUGAUAUGGGAUACGUCCAUCGAGAUCUGGCUGCGCGGAACAUCCUCGUCAACAGCAAUCUCGUAUGUAAAGUGUCUGACUUCGGCCUGUCAAGGGUGAUAGACGACGAUCCCGAGGCUGUCUACACAACAACUGGGAAGAUGCAGGAUGUAAUGAAUUUGAUCUUUGCUCCAGCCACUGACCUGCGUUUUACUGAACAGGGUGGCAAAAUACCCGUCAGGUGGACUGCGCCAGAAGCCAUACAGUACCGUAAAUUCACCUCAGCGAGCGACGUGUGGAGUUACGGCAUCGUCAUGUGGGAGGUCAUGUCCUAUGGGGAGCGGCCUUACUGGGAUAUGUCCAAUCAAGAUGUCAUAAAGGCGAUAGAGGAGGGCUACCGUCUCCCAGCACCGAUGGACUGUCCACCAGGCCUGCACCAGCUCAUGCUGGACUGCUGGCAGAAAGACCGAGCCGAGCGGCCCAAAUUCGAUCAGAUCGUCGGCAUCCUUGAUAAGAUGAUCCGCAACCCGAACACUUUGAAAACCCCAGUGGGAACGUGUACAAGACCAAUUAGUCCGCUGUUAGAUCAGAGCACACCAGACUUCACCGCUUUCCGCUCAGUGGGAGAGUGGCUGGAAGCCAUCAAGAUGGAACGAUACAGAGACAACUUCACAGCAGCUGGCUACAGUUCCCUGGAAUCUGUGGCCAGGAUGUCAAUCGAGGACGUGAUGAGCUUGGGUAUCACGCUGGUGGGCCAUCAGAAAAAGAUCAUGAGCAGCAUACAGACUAUGAGAGCACAGAUGCUGCAUCUUCACGGCACGGGUGUCCAAGUGUGACGGACUGCCACGAGUCGCAUCGGAUGGGACGGAAACAAGAAGCAGAACUUCCCUGGAGCCAUGCCUGAGACGUAUCCGGGAUAAUUGUCAAAGUUAACGGACAUCUGUCAUGUCUGACUCUUCCGGCCGGGUCUGGAGUGAAAUCAUUCCUUUGUUCCUCAGUGAAAGACUGUGGUCCUUCUCUGCAAAGGGCACUAAAGAGAGGAAAAGGGCAAAAAAAACUGCAACAAAAAGAAACUACCUGGACGGGAAGACUUCCUUUUUUGGUUUCUUUUUUUCUCAGAAGCGCUUAUGAACUCAACCACAUAUCAACAAGCGCAUACAAGCUGAGUUUGAUGCUGACAUUUCUUUAAUGAUUUUAGUGCACACCAUGGCUGUGGAUUUCCUCUUCUUGCUGUGGUUUCACUCCUUUCUUUUUCUAAUUUGUUAGUUUUCUGUCUGUGUGCCGCCGCGACAUGCCGCGGCCCAAACAGACGUUUCUCUCUCUUCUACGUGGACUCGACUACAGGGUAAACUCUUUAUCCAAACACAGAGGGACUUUGAGGAGCAGAUUCAAAGGUACUUUUUGUGACAACACAUGCUGGACUGUUUGCAGUGACUCGUGUUUUCCUACAUGUGCUGUGGAAGUGAAAUGGUAACCUCACACGCUUUUUUCGCAGCCUAAAGAGUGGGUUUUCAUUUUUGUAUCAAUGAAUUUUCUGAAGAGUGCGACACUGAGGAGACACAGGAGUGCAAACUGUUCUUCGAAUCACCAGACUUUUCUAUAAGAGUAGCAAUAUCCUUUGUCUUGUGUUCACUACAGGAAACGCGGAGUGGAAUGUUGCAGCACUGUUGAAAGAUUGUAUUGAAUUUGAAGCUAUUGCAAAUUGUUUUGCCAUCAUUUUGCCUGAAAUGUUGCACUCUGUGUAUGUUUUGGUGCAUUUUUCAGCUGCAAAUACAAUUCUUAAGGGUGGAUCAGAGAAAAGUUUAGACGUUAUACUGCCUUAAAAUGUGUUAGAUUAAGUAUUGCCACUAUUUUAGGCACUUCAAUGGCAAUGCUGUGUGCGGUUCAUUUAACGGGUGGACUAGCUCCCUAUUUUUUCUUGUAGUGUGAUGUCUUUUUAUCUGGAACUUGAACUGGUGUGAUCCAAUGCACGGACACGGUUAAUGCCACGAGUGACACCGUCAGCGAAACAGAGGUGGACUUAUCAGAGCAAUAAUUACCAGGUAGAAAUGGCCCUCGCUUGAGGUUUAAGGUGCUAGGUUCUAAGGCAUGUCUGUGCUGUACUGAGACAAAGUCUUUGGAAAGAUUCAGUCGCCGCCGGAGAAGGAAAGUGAAAGGAAAUGUACCUCUUCGACCUACAAACGGUUUGGAAAGCGCUCAGAAAACUGCCGUGUAAAGUCAUCAAAUGAAAUAAUCAUGUCAUGUUUUGCCGCUAUGAUAUGCUAAACGUUUGAUGGAAAUCUAACACGGCAUGGAAAUGUUGAACUGAGUGGCUACAGAGAUGAGAGAGGCGCCGUUUGAAACACUACAAAGGUGCCAAUUAGCCAUGCUGACAUCAUCUUCUGACAUUUGUGUGCCGCCCAGAAAUCAAAGAGCCCCUUCAGGGUUCGGGUCUGAAAAUUCAGGACCAAACGACGAGCUGGAGUCAGACAUGCUGUUAAACCCCAGCGUCCCGGCUUUGCAGGCAGCCAUGCUGCCCGCCUUGUUUAUUCAUGCGACUCCUCUGCUCAUCCCUCACAGGCGUAGAUGUGACUGAACAUGCAUUAAAGUGUCUCUUAAGAUUGCUCCUCUUUUCUUCCAUACGGCCUUGUAUGGAGAACUGAGAUGAGUGGGGCUUUGCAGGCGAUGCGCUAAAAGCCAAUCAACCUAUUCGGUGCCAUCUGUCUCCACCUUAGAUGCAAAAAGAAAAAAACACAGCAAAAGUUUCCACACUGAAUGGUGCAGGAUUGUUUUCUAAGAAAAUGCAGUUAUUCAGCUGUAAAGAGGAGUGCUGUUCACAGAAGUUAUAAUCUUCAACUGCUGCUGAUAACCUACUUCAUAAUCUGUAUCGUCAAAGUCAUUUCUUUAAAACCGUUCUCAUCAAAGAUGCACAAAAAACAUAAACACCCACGAGCAGUACAACCAUGGAGGUAGAUACAUUCAAAAAGAUGUUUUUUAUCCAAUCUGGCCCUCUUAUUCUUAGAAAAUGUCUUCAUGGAGGAUCAACCCUGGACACCACUGACUAAAGCUUGCUCCCUCUAAAGGUCUAGCCUGCCCUCAGUGAUCAUGGAAGACAGAUGUGGUCCUGUAUGUUUGUCAGCACAUACCCUUUACAUUUGGUGGCAUGUAAUGUGUUAAAAUAAUGUAUCGACUCUUCAGUUGUGUUAGGACUGAUGCCAGUGGAAAGUCAAUGAGGAUAGUUGUUCUCUGUGGACUCAUGAAUCAUCUCAAGAGCGGUGUAAAAUGACCUGCGUCAUGAUCACAGCAUGAAGCAGUGACUCAAUGUUACUUCACAGACUUAUCCAAACAAAGCAGAUUUCCUUACAUACUGAAAGAAAAGUUACAUAUGUCAUGUCUUUAAUGUUAAUACACACAUUUAGUGCUUAUUUUUACCCAGACACAAUCACUUACCCAAACCUAACCAGGUAGUAAAAGUGCCCAAGCAGCUUUUUGUCAAGAUUGUAACAAAACUGACAUUUCUGUUCCCACAAACCUCUUUCUGUUCUCGGUCUCAGACAUCAUCAGACAGAUUCAGAUUACAGUCACAAUUCAACAUGAUCUUUUUCAUGUCACACACAUUGUGGAGCUACUGAAGUCAUGAACACAACACGCUAUGUACGGCUGUAACUUAAAGCUCAAGUGAGGAGUUUUUAACUGGUUAUGAAUCAGACUGAUAUUAAUGGUGAUGCCUCUUUAUGAACUACAAAAGCAAACAAAACCAUCAGCAUUGAAAUGAACUAAACUACUUCUUCUAUAUUUACAUUUUUCAAAGUGUGAGCCGCUGAAAGGGGGUAGGAAUCAGACGAAACAACCGACAGUACAGCAAAUAUCCACAAUGACUGAACUAUUUGACACUUCAAAGACAGCGGGAUGAGAUUUGGUCUAAGAAAACACAACCUACACAUCUACAGGACAAGAUCAGCAAAGAGAUUAAAAGUACCUCUUUGUCCACAGGGGGUGCCAAAAUCUAUACAAACAGAAAGUUCCUUGCAGGAGCUUUAAGUGGAUUUAUUUUAGCUCAAACCAUGACUUCUUUACGACUCUUAUCCAGGUAGUGUUGGUGUCUGAAUAUAACCAACAUGACCUUAACGUAGACAACAUCAUGUAACGUAACUUCACUGACGCAGCGUACUGUCCCAAAAGAAACAUAUUCCAGAAAGGCUUUGUUUUCCUCCAUGUGGACUGACCACUUGCUUUAUUUCUUUAGUGUAUGCAGGUCAUUUUAGCUCAUUACGUACCACCAGUUGUAAAGUGUUUAGGCUCUUUGAAAGUUAACAUUUUAAGGCAUUUUAAGCCCUUAUUAGAUAGGAUAGAGAUUAGAACUGUAGACUCUGUGUAUGGGGCAUACGCAUAAAACCGCUAACUGCCAACCAGCUCCCUCAGUUAUGCUCUUUUAGUUCUGUGAGGUCAGGUUGGAAAAAUGUUGUCCGUCCUGCGUCCGUCCUGGAGGUUGUUGAGGAGAAAGCUCUUGAUGAAAAGAUCAUUAAGAUGUGUGUCAUUUCAGAGGAUAUCAGUGUUUCAGGUUUAUCCAGCUUAGUGUGGCUGUGGAUCUAUUUUCACUGUGGAACGCACCUUUGUGAGGAGACACCAGGAAUUAGCCCUGACCAGCUCUGAGCCCCGGCGUCACACACACACACAGACACGGACACAUAUAUACACACACACACACACACACACACACACACACACACACACACACACACACACACACACACACACCCCUCCCUGUAUCCAUACAGCAGAGCUCAGCAGUUGGGCCUUGGCCAGACCUUUGAAUUGAAUACCGGCAUAAAGUCAUUCAGUCAGCACAAAACUCCCCAGUUCACAGGCAGCACUCUCUCUCAGCCUCACUCCCUGCUCUGAUUUUAAAACCGGGCCCCUGGAGGCCCCUCACACUCCGGGACAACACUGUCCCGCUUUAUUCCUGAGCUGGAGAAGCAGCAGUUUGAGCCAAAUUGAGAUUAAGGCCAGGAUACAAUCGAUCCCACGUCCAAAUCACCUUUAACCUUCACCUACCAAAAGUCACUUUACUGUCCGUCUCAUCCACAGUUUGAACUUCAGGUUGCUCGACUCUGGAAACACAAACUUUUGUUGUGGCUAUUUCAGCAAAAACACAAAAAAGAGUACAAAAGAAAAAAAGACAAAAAACAUGCAGGAUGUAGGGUUCGGUUGGAAUCAGGAUUAGCAGAUAGAGUAUGAAGUUAUUUUUCAAAUCUUGUGGUUCAGCAGUUGGAAAUUAGCGUCACCGCGUCGGCGGGGUGGUGGAUAAUUCCAAAGAGUGCAGCACUGUCGAUUGUGUCAGGACGAGCCGAGGUUUGAGGGAAUCUUUGUAUAUGUUCUAAUUGUAAAACUUGUACAUUUUAUUUAUAUUGUUUUUUACACAUAUUACUCAGUAGAGAGCUCUGAAUACAUUGAAAAUGCACUAUAUUUUUCUAUCUCGCAGAUGAAUUAUUGUCACCCACAAGAUUUCAGUUGUACAUAAUUUUUCAUUUAGGACCAAAGACGGCUGAUAGGAUUUCCAUCUUUACUCUGACCUUGUUUUGACCUUGCCUUUUAGUUUGUUGUACAGUAAUACAAAUUGUCGAUUUAUUAUUUAUUUUUCUGUGAUGAAAGUAUUGAGAUUCACUGGUAUUUUCCCCAACAGCAGAACUGUAAGAUCAUUUAAUUAGACGAUUUCUUGUUACAUAGACAAUUCUUUUUGCUUUGUAACCUUUGUAAUAGACUGUACAUAUAUUUUUGGAAAUAUAAUACAAUCUCUAUAGAA